Molecule: messenger RNA, 3586 nt
Organism: Zerene cesonia (dogface butterfly)
Lineage: Eukaryota; Metazoa; Arthropoda; Insecta; Lepidoptera; Pieridae
Gene: Myo31DF
Product: unconventional myosin ID
Exons: 18
Coding region: 148-3156 (1002 amino acids)
Biological process (GO): actin filament organization; vesicle transport along actin filament
Cellular component (GO): vesicle; myosin complex; microvillus
Molecular function (GO): actin filament binding; ATP binding; microfilament motor activity
Source: RefSeq, a predicted model, not a curated record
UUGGUCGGAGGAGGACGUUUGUUAUUUUGUGUGUGUAUUUUAACGGUUUGUUGACAAUAGUUGAGUAAACUUGCUGAAUAACGCGACAAAGUUAAACGAGAGGAGUAGUAGUGCUCUGUAUAUGUAGUUUUGUUAAGCUCCGGAGCUAUGACGAGCCAACCAGAAGUCGGAGUCCCUGACUUCGUCCUGUUGGACAAUUUGACUACGGAUAAGUUUAUCGAAAAUUUGAAAUUAAGAUUUAACCAUAACAAAAUCUACACGUACAUCGGCGAAGUGCUGGUCUCCGUGAACCCGUACAAGAACCUGGACAUCUAUGGCGCCCAGCACAUGGCGCAGUACAGGGGCAGGGAGAUGUUCGAGGUGCCGCCGCACGUGUACGCUGUGGCUGACGCCUGCCAGAGGGUGCUGAGGCAGCAGGGUAGGGACACCUGCGUUCUCAUAUCCGGAGAGUCGGGAGCGGGUAAAACGGAGGCCUCCAAGUUUAUUAUGAAGUACAUCGCGGCGAACACCACUCAAGUGCACAGGGAUUACAUUGACAGGGUGAAGAACGUAUUAAUCCAGUCAAACUCGAUACUCGAGACGUUUGGCAACGCGAAGACGAACAGAAACGACAAUUCGUCCCGAUUCGGGAAAUAUAUGGACAUAAACUUCGAUUACAAAGGCGAUCCAGUCGGCGGCCACAUAAGUAACUAUCUGCUAGAGAAGAGCAGAGUCGUCAGCCUCCAGCCUGGGGAGAGAAACUUCCAUGCGUUUUAUCAGUUGCUUAGCACAAAUAACCAAUACACAAAGAAGUUCGGCCUCAGUUCGAGCGCGGCGUACAAAAUAUUGGGCAGCGAGCGCGCCACCGCACAGGAUUCUAAGCUGUUUUCCCUUACCAAUAGUGCAUUUAACGCUCUGGGAUUUUCGCCGUCGGUCGUCGACGACAUAUGGAGCAUAGUUUCGGGUAUUAUUUUAUUGGGCGAGCUGACGUUCAGCGAGUCGGCGGACGGGCAGGUGGCGCUGGGCGGGCCGCUGGGCGCGUGCGUGCGCGCGCUGGGCGUGGGCGAGGCGGCGCUGCGGGCCGCGCUGGGCGCGCGCGUGCUGGCCGCCGGCGGGGACCUCGUCAGCAAGGACCACUCGCUCAGCGACGCGCACUACACGCGCCUCGCGCUCGCCAAGGCGGCGUACGACCGCCUCUUCACCUGGAUCGUGCAGCAGAUAAACAAAAAAAUCGAGCCUCCGGCGAACGCGUGGGGCGGCUCGCUCAUCGGCGUGCUCGACAUCUACGGCUUCGAGAUCUUCGACUGCAAUAGUUUCGAGCAGUUCUGCAUCAACUACUGUAACGAGAAGUUGCAGCAACUCUUCAUCGAAUUGGUCCUGAAGCAGGAACAAGAGGAGUACGCAAGGGAAGGCAUUCAGUGGACGCCCGUGCAGUACUUCAACAACCGCGUCAUCUGCGAGCUGGUGGAGGCGCCGCACACCGGCAUCAUCGCUAUCAUGGAUGAGGCCUGUCUUAAUCCUACUAAGAUAUCGGACGCGCAGCUGCUGGAGGCGCUGGACGCGCGGCUGCGCGGCCACCGCCACUACACCUCGCGCCAGCUCGCGCCCACCGACAAGCUGCUGCGCCACCAGCGGGACUUCCGCAUUACGCAUUACGCAGGUGACGUGACGUACUCGAUAGAAGGUUUCAUGGACAAGAACAAAGACUCUUUAUGGCAGGACCUCAAGCGGCUGCUACACUCCUCCAGCGUGGCCUCGCUCAAAGACAUGUGGCCGGAGGGCGCCACGAACAUACAAAAGACGUCGAAGCGGCCGCCGUCGGCGGCGUCGCUGUUCCGCAGCUCGAUGUGCGCGCUGGCGGGCGGGCUGCACAGCAAGGAGCCGUUCUACGUGCGCUGCGUCAAGCCCAACUCGCUGCAGGCGCCCGCCGCCUGGCACGACCAGCUCGUGCGUCACCAGGUCGCGUACCUGGGCUUAGUCGAGAACGUGCGCGUGCGCCGCGCCGGGUUCGCUUCCCGGCAGCGGUACGACCGCUUCCUCAAACGCUACAAGAUGCUUUCCCAGUACACGUGGCCCAACUUCCGGGGCGCUAGCGAUAAAGAUGCGGUCAUGGUGCUGCUGAGAGAUCUGCAGAUAACCGACGUGCAGUUCGGACACACGAAACUGUUUAUCAGGAGUGCGAAAACGAUCCACGGGCUGGAGACGGCGAGAGCAGAGCUGAUCCCGUCCAUCGUGGUGCUGCUGCAGAAGCUGUGGCGCGGCGCGCUCGCGCGGCAGCGCUACAGGAAGAUGAAGGCCGCGUGGAUCAUAUAUAAUGCUUGGAAACGCUACCGCUUCCGGCGCUACAUCGGCGAGCUGCAGGCGGAGCUGUCGCGGGGGCGCGGCGCGGUGGCGCAGUGGCCGCGCGCCCCGCGGGGCGUGGCCGUGCCGCUGCUGCAGGCGGCCUACCGCCGCUGGCGCGCCUACCUGCUGCUCAAGCCGGUGCCCAGGGACCAGUGGCAGCAGCUCAAGCUCAAGAUAUGCGCCGCCAGCGCGCUGCGGGGCAGGCGGCCGCAGUGGGGCGCGGCCCGGCACUGGCUGGGGGACUACUUGGCCAACCCCGCCUAUAACGAUAAGGCUGCGCUGUACCGGUCGGCGGCGGCGGCGCUGCAGCGCGGGCAGGCGCUGGGCGCGGCGCAGUUCUCGUGCCGCGUGCACAAGUUCAACCGGCACAACCGGCUGGCGGCGCGCUGCCUGCUGCUCACCGCCAACGCCAUCUGCAAGCUGGACGCCAACACCUUCAAGCUGCUCAAGAAGCCCACGCCCAUCGCUGAGGUGGGCGCAGUGCGGGUGAUGAGCAGCGACGCGCAGCUGGCGGUGAUCAGCGUGCCGUCCGCCAACAACGACCUGGUGGUGGGGCUGGUGGCCGCCGGGCCCGCCGCGCCCGACCUGCUCGGCGAGCUGCUCGGCGUGCUCGCGCACCGCUACACCGCGCUGACCGGGCGGGAGCUGAUAGUGGAGGUGGAGAGCGGCGCCACGACGCGCUGCACGCUGGGCGGCAAGCACCGCGCGCUACAGCUGCCCUCCCCCUCCUCCCCCGCCUCCCCCUCCUCCCCCGCGCACGCGCCCGCACAGAGCGCACCCUUCACGCACGCGCACAACGUCAUCACGUACCACCCGGCCUCUGCGAGGGCCUAGUCGCCUCCGAGGGAUUUUAAUAUCGUUAUGUCGUUUAUUGGUCAUAUGUCAAUGUGCUCUCGUGGAAUGCAUUUCUUCGAACGAGUGUUUAAAGUGUGGGAGGUUUGGUGGGUGGAAUUUCUUAGGUUGAGCUUAAGUGUGUUCGAGUUACAUAGAAAUAACAUCCGGUUUCUGGUUAAGUUAUUCCCCCCAUCCAUUUUACUAAUACAGAAAGAAACGUUCCCCCUCGUCUCCUCUAAAGCAUAAACCCUCAAACAGCUUACGUAAAGAACAGAUACAAAAAUGUGUCUUAAAAGAGUCCCGAAACGAUCCCCUACCUGAACACGUGCAAAUGUCCCAGGCACAGAUUAAAGCUAAAUAGAAAUUAGUGCCUUUAGUUAAAUACCAUAUGUUAGAUAGUAUGCAUUUCAAAGUUUCAGCCUAGAAAACU